Wasmannia auropunctata (little fire ant) is the source of this 3825-nucleotide messenger RNA. RefSeq names its product peroxidase. Gene Ontology annotation, molecular function: heme binding; peroxidase activity. NCBI's taxonomy places the organism in Eukaryota, Metazoa, Arthropoda, Insecta, Hymenoptera, Formicidae. The record is from RefSeq and is a predicted model, not a curated record. The coding region runs from base 1275 to 3704 and encodes 809 amino acids. Gene Ontology annotation, biological process: response to oxidative stress. The transcript has 6 exons.
CGUCGUUCUUAAGCAGUCAAACGUCGGCGUUCAUCGUCGACGACACGGUAUUACAAUAACAUCAAUCUGGAUGGAAACUUUAGACAAUGUAGAGUUUCAAACAUUGAUUGAAACGUGUAAUGUCGAGAUAGUGUUACAUUACGCAUAUAAAUACAUACAGGAAAUUGACUAAACGCACACAAUCGAGAAAUUGCUGAAACAAAACAGUUGUUAUUUUGUGUAAUGAGUGAACGAAAUGCAAUAAAUUAAACGUUAAACUGCAAAAGAGACACGUCGUUUUUGUUAACACACUGUGCAAAAGAAAUGUACACAUACAUGAAUUUGUAAAAUUAAAUAUUAAAAUUAAUAUUUUAAAAAAGGAUCAACAAUUCGGCUGGUUGCAUGAGUCAGUGAUAUGUUUUUAUAAUGAUGAUCAUCCAAACUUGCGUGAUUUUUUGUGCUUUGAUGUGCUUUUAAAUUAUUAAAUACACUUUCAGACAUUAAUAAUUGCAACUAUAUUUACAAAAAAAUAAUUUCCAGGUAAAUUCUUUUUAUUCAAAUAACCGCCUAUGUCAAAAUCUUUCGAUCACUGAAUGCAUUACUGAAUCAUACAAUCAGACAACUUUUCGGCUUUUUACAUUUUUGUUUUACAAGUUCAUAAAUGUGUUCUUUUUGCACUAUGUGUGAAAAUAACAAGUUUUUUCUGCAGUAUGUGUUUCAUUAUACUGUCCAUUAAUUACAAAAAAUAACAGCUGUUUAAUUCCAGCUUUUCAAUUGUUAUAGAUACAUUCCUGUUAACUUUACUACUUUCCGACAUGUGAUAAAAUGCCAUAAAAUUGUAUAACAAGUGACUCGUUAUUCCAGUUUGUUUUACAUUGCGUUUUGCGGUCAUAUUCUCAUACCGGCAGAAUAACGUAUAAUACUUAUAUAUGAUUGUUACAAAUCAUCUCUGCAAUGCGUGAUCGCUUGCGUAUAUCGAGACGCAGACUCGCUGUCACCGUUGUGUCGCACCGCAAAAUAAGAAUACGAGUUUUCUCCAGAGGAGAGUGAAGUUUGACGAUAUGAUCAUGUAAUUACUGGGAUUGUAAUUAACAAUUCAUUACAAAUGUGGCACCGGAAGAGCUCGGGCACUUGUGCGUAUCGAUCACUCAUGCGAGAGACGUGUUAGUUGUGCAAGGUGAGUCACAUAAGGGAGAUCGAAUUGCUAAGCGAGAAGGAGCCUCGCCUGUCAACCGUCGCAGAUAGAAUUCUGCACUUCUUAUCCAGUAUCUAGUAAGUAUUUCUGUGCAACGGAAAUGCGCGGAAUCACGGAAAGAACACCCCUGAGAAGAUCGGACUCGCCCGAUUACAUCGAGUUCGCCAGCCUCUUGAGGACUCGAAGAACACGAUUACGACAGUUCCAAUGCUGCGUCUGCGGCAUCCUGAUAGUGGUUUUCACCAUGGCUCUGGUGGUGUCCAUCAGUUACUCCAUGAGUCACACCAACUCCACCAAUCCCGCCAACGACAAUGCAACGUCCCCUGAUAAUCUACGUAGUGCCUUGAGAUUAGGACUGUCACUUGGAUCUACCUCGCACGCGGCCUUCAGCAACACCGCUAGUGCCACAGCCGAGCCCAAUUCCAUUCUGAUAUCUAAUGAGAAUGUCAAUAUCCCGACAAAGCGUCUCAGUCAACUGGAAUACACGCAGGGAUUACGAGCUGGCGAACAGGCGAUGAAGGAUCGUCUGUCCGCGGAUAUGAUCGCCGCGAAAUCACCGCUGCCAUCUUCAUCCCCUGAAUCCAGACACCGCCACGCGGUGAGCACCUGUUCCAACGUUAGCGCCCUUGCUCUAGCAGCGGUGGGUGAAAUCGCGGCGACGAAAGUGAUCGAGAAAAUGAGGUCCACCAAUGAUGAACCAUCGGCGAUCGACACUCUCUUCGACAGCGGCUGGUUACCGAAAAACGUGUGCAAACGAUACUUCGACCGCGCCUGCAAACCCGGUAAAUACCGAACUAUUGACGGCAGCUGCAAUCGGCCGACAGGCUGGGGCAUUGGCAUGACGCCCUUUCGAAGGGCCCUGCCGCCCGAUUACGCCGACGGAAUAGCAUCGCCUCGAAAGGCACGGUCCGGGAGGGAGUUGCCCUCCGCCAGGGAAAUCAGUCUGAAAGUGCACAAACCUUCGGCCAGCAGCAAUCCGUCCUUUACGGUGAUGCUGGCGGUGUUCGGCCAGUUCCUCGACCACGACAUCACCGCGACCGCGCUCAGUCAGGGUGUCAACGGAAGUUCCAUAGCGUGCUGCUCGCCAUUAGGAAGACAGCAUCCCGAGUGCUUUCCCGUGCCAGUGGCAGCUGGCGAUCCUGUGUACGAUCUCACCGGCAAAACCUGCAUGGACUUCGUGAGAUCCGCACCGGCCCCGCGAUGCAAACUCGGUCCUAGAGAACAGCUCAAUCAGGUCAGCGCCUUCAUCGACGGCUCGGCUACUUACGGAUCCGACAACGAGACCGCUCGCGAUCUGCGCGAGUUCACCGGUGGUCGUUUGAGGAUGCAGUUCACCCCCGACAACAGGACUCUGCUGCCACCGAGCACGAAUCCCAACGACGGUUGCAAUCGCGAGGCCGAGCGACGCCGUGGCCGCUAUUGCUUCGCCGCGGGCGACGGCAGGGCAAACGAGAACCUGCACCUGACCACGAUGCACCUUCUCUGGGCGCGACAGCACAACAGGAUCGCGAACGAACUGGCCGGACUCAAUCCCGCUUGGAGCGACGAGACCCUCUACCAGGAAACGCGACGCAUCGUCGGCGCUCAAUUGCAGCACAUCGCUUAUCGCGAAUUUCUGCCCGUCAUCCUGGGCGACGAGGGGAUGAGGGAGCGGGACUUGAGGCCCAUCACGUCGGGCUACAAGAAGCGGACGCGCGAUCCGGACGAGCUGGAGGACGACCCGACGAUCGCCAAUCACUUCGCGGCCGCGGCCUUCCGCUUCGCUCACACCUUGCUGCCGGGAUUGAUGAGAAUGACGGACGCCGAAAGGGACACGCCGUCCUACGUGGAGCUGCACAGGAUGCUCUUCAAUCCCUACAGCCUCUACGCCGCGGAUGGCGUCAGACGUUCGGUCACCUCGGCGACGACCAACGUUAUUCAGAGGUACUCCACGCACGUAACUUCGCAGCUGACCAGUCACCUCUUCGAGGACCCCACGGCCAAUUCUACGGUACCUGCAUGCGGUCUCGAUUUGGUGUCGUUGAACAUUCAACGAGGACGGGAUCAUGGACUACCGGGAUACGCUGUGUGGCGGGAAUACUGUGGUCUAGGAAAGGUCGAGACUUUCGGCGACCUCGAAGGUUACUUGGAUCGUCGUGCUCUGAAACAGAUAUCGAUGCUCUACGAGACUGUCGGCGACGUGGAUUUGUAUACCGGCGCAUUAGCCGAAAUACCGAAGUCGGGCAGCCUGAUCGGGCCCACGUUUACGUGCUUGAUUCUUGAUCAGUUCGCACGUUUGCAGAAGGGAGAUCGUUUCUGGUACGAGUACGCUGAACAACCAUAUCCUUUCACAGAAGAUCAGCUCGUGGAGAUACGCAAGAGUUCACUGGCGAAAUUAAUAUGCGAUUGUUCUGACGGAAUCACGCAUGCUCAAAUGGAAGUUAUGCGUUCGGUUGAUUCUAAUAAUCCCAUGGUAUCAUGCGAAGACAUACCAGGACCUUCCUUUGAACCGUGGAAAGAAAAUCACGGUUCCAAUUCAACGUCAUUGUAGCUUAAAACUUUAUAAAUAACGUAUACAGAAUAUCUCAAAACUAUCAGAUAUACUUUUAAUAAAAAAAAACUUUUAAUAAAAAAAAAUUAAUUAAAAUUCAAGGAUAACUUUUUUUAACUAU